AUGGGGUAUGAGUCUGCAAAUACUAUUGCAAGUGAGUGCCAGAACACCACCUGGCUCCAGAGGACAGACAGAACCAAGUCCUCCCUGCCCCUUCCCUUCUGCAGCUCCCGGGUGCUGUCACACUCCUUCUGCCUGCACCAGGACGUGAUGAACCUGGCCUGCGCCAACACCACCCCCAGCGUGGUGUACGGCCUCACCGCCAUCCUGCUGGUCAUGGGGCUGGACGCCAUCCUCAUCUGCCUCUCCUACAUCCUGAUCCUCAAGGCUGUCUUGCGGCUGGCAUUGUGGAAGGAGAGGCUCAAGGUGUUCAGCACCUGCAUUGCCCAUAUCUGCGUGGUCCUGGCCUUCUACGUGCCCCUGAUUGGGCUGUCCGUGGUGCACAGGUUUGGGAAGGACCUGGCUCCACUGGUCCAUAUCACCAUGGGGAAUAUCUACAUCCUGGUGCCUGCUGUGCUCAACCUCAUCAUCUACGGGGUGAGGACCAAAGAGAUAGAGAGGAUCCUGAUUUCAAUUAAAAUUUCCGAUGCCAGAACUGCCCAUUGA
This is a messenger RNA of Gymnogyps californianus (California condor), 543 nucleotides long. Its product is annotated as olfactory receptor 51E2-like. Gene Ontology annotation, biological process: G protein-coupled receptor signaling pathway. Gene Ontology annotation, molecular function: olfactory receptor activity. Gene Ontology annotation, cellular component: membrane. Bases 1 to 543 code for a protein of 180 amino acids. The record is from RefSeq and is a predicted model, not a curated record. NCBI's taxonomy places the organism in Eukaryota, Metazoa, Chordata, Aves, Accipitriformes, Cathartidae. The transcript has 2 exons.